Molecule: messenger RNA, 1755 nt
Organism: Colletotrichum siamense
Lineage: Eukaryota; Fungi; Ascomycota; Sordariomycetes; Glomerellales; Glomerellaceae
Product: FAD-linked oxidoreductase
Exons: 1
Coding region: 1-1755 (584 amino acids)
Molecular function (GO): FAD binding; oxidoreductase activity
Source: RefSeq, a predicted model, not a curated record
AUGCGUAUCUCAUCUUCGAUACUCCUGUAUAGCCUCGUAGCGUCAUCCAAAACUCAGAUCACAGGGACGAAUGAUCACCGAUCCAAACUCAUAGAGGGCAUCAAGACUCUCAACGAUACUUUGGGACGUCGCGUUCACCAUGCCGAACCGUUUGCCCUUGCUUGCUUCACCUCCUUUAAAGGCGCCGCCACAUCACGAAAUGAAUCACUCUGUGCGGAGCGCCAAGAGAACUAUCACUCUCCAGUAUACCGGAGCAACGUCGCUGCCGCCUACAUGUACGAACAAUCCACCAUCUGCGCCUCCGACCCCCUAUCGCAAGACCAGUGUCUUCUCAACACCACUGACCCCCUCGAUCCUGAUGCAUGGAACGGUGUCGACUGCAGGCUUGGCAACCUGCCCUCGUGGUGGCUCGAGGUGGAGGAAGCCGAAGACGUCGUCGAAGCGUUUGAUUGGGCUCGCAAAACCGGCGGCAAGUUGUCCAUCAAGAACAGCGGACACAGCUUCGUCCUAGACAGCAGCAUGAAGGACUCUCUGCUCCUAUGGACGCGAAACUUGCGUCAUGUGCGUCAUGAAGCCGACUUCAUCCCGGAAGGAUGUCCCGAUGAGCAGUCUUUUGAUGUCAUCACAACCGGUGCGGGCGUCAGCUCCGCCGAGGUUUACGAGUUCGCGGACUCAGUCGGGCGAACCAUCCUCGGUGGAUACUCACCGACCGUCGGGAUAUCCGGCGGCUGGGUCCAGGGCGCUGGUCACUCGGUACUGUCAAACGUCUACGGUCUUGGUGUCGACCGCGUUAUCCAGUUCACUAUCGUCACGCCUGACGGCUCCACACGGGUAGCCAACCGCUGUCAGAACACAGAGCUCUUCUGGGCUCUCCGGGGCGGAGGAGGCGGCACUUUCGGCGUUGUGCUGGAUUCUAGCCAUCUUGUAGAGCCUGUGGUGCCCAUGGCUGUCGCGGAUAUAGGCGUUACUCCGGAUGACAAAGACGUGUACGGCGAGUGGAUGAACCUUCUUGUCGACACUGCCGUGGCUCUCGCCGAUGACGGCUGGGGCGGGCAUAUAUACGGCAACUCUCUGGUGCACGUCUCGCCUCUCAUGACUAACAUCGAGGAGGCGGAGGGGUCUCUGUCGAAACUCAUCGCUUUUGCGGCUGCGCACGGCGGACACGCCAACAUCACCAUAGCGCCAAACUGGCUGAGCUUCUUCAAAGACCACGUCCUCGUCGACUCCAUCGCCGUCGGCAACCUCAGGCUGAUCAACACCCGCCUUGUGCCCGUCGAUAUCUUCACCAACACGACCCUCCGCGACGGUCUCAAGGGCUUCUUGCGCGAAAUGAUCGCCCAAGAAGUGUCGCCGUACAUCCCCGUCGACUCGCCCUACCUCUUCCGCCCCGACGCACUAAACCCGUCCGCGGUGCAUCCGGGCUGGUACGACUCGUUGUGGAUGGUGGGACGGCCGUCGCUUUGGGAGUGGAACAGCACCUUGGAGGAGCGGGUGGGUGUGGUGAGGCAGAUGCAGGCGAAUACAGAGAGGCAGCGGGAGGUUACGCCGGGCGGGUUCACGUACAUGAACGAGGCUAACCCUUUCAUGAGUGAAUGGGAAGAGGCCAUGUUCGGGGAGAACUACGAGAGGUUGUUGGAGGUCAAGAAGAUGGUUGAUCCGGACGGGUUGUUGAGCUGUUGGAGGUGUGUGGGAUGGACCGAUGAAGAGGCGCUGGCAUCUUGUUAUGGGGCUUUCAAUGAUGUUCAAACGGCAUGA